Molecule: messenger RNA, 785 nt
Organism: Ceratina calcarata
Lineage: Eukaryota; Metazoa; Arthropoda; Insecta; Hymenoptera; Apidae
Gene: EMC8-9
Product: ER membrane protein complex subunit 8/9
Exons: 5
Coding region: 71-694 (207 amino acids)
Cellular component (GO): EMC complex
Source: RefSeq, a predicted model, not a curated record
AGUCGAUCAAUUGUAAAUCGUACAUCUUUGUUGUUGUUGGAAUACACAGGUUAUAAAUACUCUGGUAAAAAUGACAGAAAUUUCGUUCUCUAGUCGUGCAUACUGUAAGAUUAUUUUACACACGGCUAAGUAUCCACACUGUGCAGUAAAUGGGUUACUGUUAGCCAAGCAAAAAAAUAGAAUUGACGGUAAAUUCACAGAAAUAUGUAUCGAGGAUGCGAUUCCACUGUUUCAUAUCUGCCUUCAUGUCUCACCUCUGGCGGAAAUUGCUUUGGCUCUGGUUAAUUUCCAUGCUAAGAGUGAAGGUUUAGUGAUAGCAGGUUAUUACCUUGCAAAUGAAAAUAUAAAUGAUGUGAGUAUAGAUAAACCUGCUCACAGAAUAGCAGACUGGGUAGCAGAAAAUUAUGGCAAUACUCUCCUUGUUGUAGUAGACAACAAAGAGUUACGACCUAGUAUGAAUUUGAAUCCCUUGAAAAUUUCACAAUAUGUAGAUGGAAAAUGGAAGCCCAAGGCUACAACAGAUGUAUCUUACGAGAAGGGUGUGACACAUACAGAUGUUUUAUAUUCUUUACUAAAAGCGGAAGAGUAUAGAAAUCUGUAUGAUUUCGAUAAUCAUUUGGAUGAUGUUACACUUAAUUGGCAAAAUUGCAAGCUAAAUAAAACUAUAGAACAAGCUAUGGAGAAAUAUAAAUGAAGCGAUUUAAAUAAAACCUGACUUUUUGUGAAUAAGUUAGAUUUUAAAUGCGUGUAGAAACAUUUUAUAUAAAUAAACUGAUAAAUAGGAA